Messenger RNA from Exserohilum turcica Et28A, 1737 nucleotides. RefSeq lists its product as uncharacterized. The record is from RefSeq and is a predicted model, not a curated record. Gene Ontology annotation, biological process: transmembrane transport. The coding region runs from base 1 to 1737 and encodes 578 amino acids. Gene Ontology annotation, molecular function: transmembrane transporter activity. The transcript has 4 exons. NCBI's taxonomy places the organism in Eukaryota, Fungi, Ascomycota, Dothideomycetes, Pleosporales, Pleosporaceae.
AUGUCGACCGACCAAGUGCGUGAAGAAGGCUUGGAAGGCCAUAUUCCCUCUUCCAAAGAAGAUGCACUGCAGGAAGAUAGCUCCAACAGUAGCGCAACGCUACAGAUUGAAGAAAGAGAAGCCGGGGCGCAGGAUGAUGAGAAGCAAUAUCCUGAGGGCCUAAAGUUGGGUCUCAUCAUAUUGGCACUGUGCCUCGCGGUCUUUCUGCUGGCUCUUGACAAUUCUAUCAUCACAACCGCUAUUCCAAAGAUUACCGAUGAGUUUCACAGCCUUGAUGAUGUUGGCUGGUAUGGAAGCUCCUACCUUCUUACAACGGCCGCGCUGCAACUCCUCUUUGGAAAGUUUUAUACGAACUGGAACAUCAAAUGGGUAUUCCUAACAUCCAUUGCCAUCUUUGAGAUUGGUAGUGUGAUUUGCGGUGCCGCACCCACCUCGACUGCUUUGAUUAUUGGCAGGGCAAUUGCUGGCAUUGGCUCUGCGGGGAUAUUUUCUGGCGCUCUUCUUAUCCUGGGAUACAGCACUCCCCUUGUCAAAAGGCCAACCUACAUAGGCCUGGUUGGGGGUAUGUAUGGCAUUGCAUCUAUCGCGGGUCCUCUACUAGGAGGUGUAUUCACGGACAAGGUGACAUGGAGACUGUGUUUCUAUAUCAACUUGCCCGUUGGAGCGAUCACUGUGGUGGUUAUUUUAUUCUUCUUCAAGAGCCCAAAACAGGAGCUACCACACCAUGACAGUAUACACGAUCUGAUCAUGUCCUUCGAUCCCGUUGGAACAGCGCUUUUCCUACCUGCCAUCAUCGCUCUUCUGCUAGCACUGCAGUGGGGAGGUACCAAAUACAGCUGGGGUAGUGGUCCUGUCGUUGGGCUCUUACUGGUGUUCGGAUUCCUGAUACUGGCUUUCUGCUAUGUCCAAUACAAGCAAAAGGACAAUGCGACUGUGCCUUUCCGGAUCAUUUCCAAUCGAUCAAUAUGGACUGGAUGCUGGUACGGCUUUUGCGCCGGUGCGACCUUCUUUCUCAUGAUGUACUACGUCCCCCUUUGGUUCCAAGCCGUACAGGGUACUUCGGCUGUUGGCUCAGGUGUCCACAACUUGCCUAUGCUCAUCACGACCAUCCUAACGUCGAUCUUCGCUGGCGGAAUGGUCACCAAGGUUGGCUACUACACACCUUUUAUGAUCGUUGCAACGGUCCUCAUGUCAAUUGGGGCGGGCAUGAUCUCAACCUGGGAAGUCCACACCAGCAGCACAGCCUGGAUAGGCUACCAGAUUCUUUUUAGUCUAGGUUAUGGCAUGGGCUCUCGACAGCCUUUGGUGGCCGUUCAGGCAGCUUUAGACACAAAAGAUGUGCCCAUAGGAACAUCUGCCGUUAUGCUUCUCCAGACACUGGGUGGCGCUGUCUUUGUGAGCAUCGCUCAGUCUGUGUUCUCCAAUGAACUUGCUCAAGAUAUCCGCGAGCGCCUACCGUCGUUGAACCCAGCAAUUGUCCUAAACGCAGGUGCGACCAAUCUUCGCAACACACUGUCCAAGGAUUUAUUACCCGGUGUCAUCUUAGCUUAUAACAAGGCCUUGACAAAGACGUUUUUGGUUGCCGCAUGCAUGGCAGCUUUGUCAAUUGUUGGCAGCUUGUUCAUGCCGUGGAAGUCGGUAAAGACCGAACAGAAGCCAGCUGAGAACCAAGAUGAUCUGGAGGCGAACCAAGAAAAGGCGGUGGAGAUUCAGGAGAAGCCAGAACAUAAGGAUUGA